UGAGCAACCACCCGCAUCCUUUAAUCCGCCAUUAUUGAUUACACCACAAAAUAAGUUUUUUAAUGUCAAAAACCCUCUUUCUUACAACUCAUUCCUCCUUCCUUCUGUCGGAAAAAAGUUCUCCAGAAACCGUAUUUAAUUCUGCUGACAUUUCAUUUCGAUUCGAUUCCGUUCUCCAAAAGAGUCAACACCCAGUAGAAAUCCUUCCUAAUUUCUUGUAAAUUUUUGUUCCCUUUCAAGAAUAUCUUCUUUGACCUAUGAUUUUUACCCCACCAUUCGCCAAUCUUUUUCUUGCUGGUGUCAAAUGAGCAAGAAAGGCUUUUUUUCUCGUGUUGGUGUUACUUUUGUGUCAUAGUUCAAUUGAUUAGCUUUAAUUACUUGGCGCUUUACACAUCUAGUGGGGGGUUUUCUUAUUUUUAAGAACCGAUAAACUACAAGUGGAGAUGGUGGAUCUUCAUUCUGCAUAUUUGUUGUUGUAAUUUGGAGAUUUUAUUUGCAUAUGGUUGAUUUCGAUCUGCUUAAGCACAAGUGAGAUGUUGAGAAGUUGAUGUUUAGAUCAUGGCUUCCAAUCGACCACUUCCGGGUCCUUUCUUUCGAAGUCCAAUAUCUGCUGGGCCUGAUCUUUCAUCACCUACAUCCAGUAAGAACUCGGAUGGUUCUCAGAUUGUAAAUCUUCACCCACAACAACGACCAGAUACCUUGCAAAAUUCGACUUCUCAGCAAAGCAUUUCGUCGAACAGCUGGAGGGCGAACUCGGUCAAUUUCGGAUCAAAGGGUGUGCACUAUGGAUCUCGAGGUGGUGCUGGGUCAGAAGGGUUUAGCAUGUCCAUGUCCCGGAGAGAGAUCAACGACGAGGAUGCGAGGUUGGUCUAUGUAAAUGAUCCAUUAAAGACGAAUGAACGGUUUGAAUUUGCUGGCAAUUCUAUUAGAACCGGCAAGUAUUCUGUUUUAACAUUCUUGCCUAGGAAUCUCUUUGAACAAUUCCACAGAGUUGCCUACAUGUAUUUCCUGGUCAUUGCCAUUCUCAAUCAGCUUCCCCAGCUUGCAGUUUUUGGGCGUGGUGCCUCCAUUUUGCCAUUGGCAAGUGUAUUAUUAGUUACAGCAGUUAAAGAUGCUUAUGAGGAUUGGAGACGCCAUAGGUCAGACAGAAUCGAAAACAACCGAAUGUCAUCUGUUCUGAUGAACGAUCGAUUUCAAGAGAAGAAAUGGAAAGAUAUUCAAGUUGGUGAGGUCAUUAAAAUUUUAGCUAACGAAACUAUGCCUUGUGAUAUUGUGCUGCUUUCGACUAGUGACCCAACUGGGGUUGCUUAUGUCCAGACUAUUAAUUUGGAUGGUGAAUCAAAUCUGAAGACACGGUAUGCAAAACAAGAAACCCUUCCAAGAAUUCCUGAGAAGGAUAUGAUUAGUGGGUUGAUCAAUUGUGAGAAGCCCAAUCGCAAUAUAUAUGGUUUCCAAGCUAACAUGGAGAUUGAUGGGAAGCGGGUGUCUCUGGGCCCUUCCAAUAUAGUUCUUCGAGGCUGUGUGCUCAAGAACACUGAUUGGGCAGUAGGAGUUGCAGUGUAUGCUGGAAGGGAGACCAAAGCUAUGCUCAACAACUCUGGUGCCCCAUCUAAAAGGAGCCGUCUUGAGACGCACAUGAAUAGGGAAAUUAUCUUGCUAUCCUCUUUCCUUGUUGUUCUAUGCACAAUUGUUUCUGCUUGUGCUGGUGUUUGGUUGAGGCGCCAUCGAGACGAGCUUGAUAUUAUGCCCUUUUAUAGAAGAAAGGAUUACUCCAAGCAAGAAGUAGAGAAUUACAAAUAUUAUGGGUGGGGAAUGGAGAUAUUCUUUUCGUUUUUGAUGUCAGUGAUUGUGUUUCAGAUUAUGAUACCCAUUUCGCUGUACAUAUCCAUGGAGCUUGUGCGAGUUGGUCAAGCUUACUUCAUGAUCCGAGAUGACAAGAUGUUUGAUGCAACAUCAAACACUAGAUUCCAGUGCCGCGCUUUAAAUAUAAAUGAGGAUUUAGGACAAAUAAAGUAUAUAUUCUCUGACAAAACUGGUACAUUGACUGAAAACAAGAUGGAAUUCCAAUUUGCCAGCAUUUCAGGUGUAAAUUACAGUGGGGAGAAAACUGAAUUUUUAGGUGAAGAAGGGGGAUACAGCAUUCAAGUGGAGGGGCAGGUAUGGAGGCCAAAGAUGAAGGUACAGGUUGACCGGGAGCUUCUUCAACUAUCACAAACUCGAAAUGACACAAAGUCCAAAGAGAUAUAUGAUUUCUUCCUUGCAUUGGCUGCUUGCAACACAAUUGUGCCUAUUGUUGUCAACACAUCUGAUCCCACUGAGAAGUUGAUAGAUUAUCAAGGGGAAUCUCCAGAUGAACAAGCACUUGUCUAUGCAGCUGCUGCUUAUGGUUUUAUGCUCAUUGAACGAACCUCUGGCCACAUAGUUAUUGAUAUACAAGGAGAAAGACAGAGAUUUAAUGUUCUUGGAAUGCAUGAGUUUGAUAGUGACCGAAAAAGGAUGUCUGUUAUACUAGGAUACCCUGACAGCACAGUAAAAGUGUUUGUUAAAGGUGCCGACACCACCAUGUUUAAGAUAAUAGAUAAAUCCUUGAACUUGGAUGUGGUAAAAGCAACUGAGACCCAUCUUCAUUCGUAUUCUUCCAUUGGUUUGAGGACCCUCGUCGUGGGAAUGCGUGGACUGAGUAUAUCUGAAUUCGAACAAUGGCAAUCUUCUUAUGAGAUUGCAAGCACUGCUUUGAUGGGUAGGGCAGGAUUGCUUCGAAAGGUUGCCAUCAAUUUAGAGAACAAUCUCAGCUUAUUGGGUGCUUCUGCGAUUGAAGAUAGAUUGCAAAAAGGUGUUCCUGAAGCUAUCGAGUCUCUGCGAACGGCCAGCAUUAAAGUGUGGGUUUUGACCGGUGACAAGCAAGAAACGGCAAUUUCGAUUGGCUACUCUUCUAAGCUCUUAACAAGCAAGAUGGUCCAGAUUAUUAUCAACAACAACUCUAAAGUGUCAUGUAGAAAGAGUUUGGAAGAUGCAUUAAUUACGUCUAGAAAACUCAUCAAUGUUACUCGUGCUUCCGAUGAUGAUGCAAGUUCCGUUGCCCUAAUCAUUGACGGAACAAGCCUUGUUUAUAUCCUUGACUCAGAACUCGAAGAGCAGCUGUUCGAGCUAGCCAGUAAAUGUGCUGUGGUACUAUGUUGUCGAGUGGCCCCACUACAGAAAGCUGGGAUCGUGGCGCUGAUUAAGAAUAGGACAAGGGACAUGACCCUUGCCAUUGGGGAUGGUGCCAAUGAUGUUUCGAUGAUCCAAAUGGCUGAUGUAGGAGUUGGCCUCAGUGGCCAAGAGGGUCGGCAAGCUGUGAUGGCAUCAGAUUUUGCAAUGGGCCAGUUCAGGUUCUUGGUUCCGCUUUUGUUGGUCCAUGGUCAUUGGAAUUACCAGCGGAUGGGCUAUAUGAUUCUCUAUAAUUUCUACAGGAAUGCACUGUUUGUCCUCGUUUUAUUCUGGUAUGUGCUCUUUACAGGCUUCACUUUAACCACAGCUAUUACCGAAUGGAGCAGUGUCUUAUAUUCCAUAAUCUACACUGCAAUACCUACGAUUGUUAUUGGGAUUCUCGACAAAGAUCUAAGUAGAAGGUCUCUUAUGACAUAUCCUCAGCUUUACGGAGCUGGACAGAGACAAGAAAGCUAUAAUGCAAAACUCUUUUGGCUUACAAUGGCGGACAUGUUGUGGCAGAGUGUCGUUGCCUUCUUCAUUCCCCUAUUUGCAUACUGGAAAAGCGAAAUUGAUAGUUCGAGCAUAGGAGAUUUGUGGACGUUGGCAGUUGUGUUUAUGGUGAAUAUACACUUAGCUAUGGAUGUUAUAAGGUGGACCUGGAUCAGUCAUGCGUCAAUUUGGGGGUCAAUUAUUGCUACAUGCAUUUGUGUUAUCGUCAUAGAUGCUGUUCCCGUGUUGCCUGGCUACUGGGCGAUCUUUAAUCUAGCAAGCAGCGGAUUGUUUUGGAUUUGCCUUCUUGGGAUUCUUGUAACGGCCAUGAUUCCUCGGUUCGUUAUAAAAAUGUUUAUGCAACACUGUAAACCUUGCGAUAUUCAAAUCGCAAGAGAAGCAGAGAAGUUUUCGAAUAGAAUGGAGUCAACAAGAAAUGGAGAAAUAGAAAUGAACCCACCUCAGAGAUGACAGCUUCCUUUCAUAUCACAUCAUAUUCUUUUUUUUUUUUUGCUUUUCAUUUAUGAAAAUUCUCUCAUAUUCUUGAGGUUGAUGGAGCAAUUCUCCAUUGUUGUGUAGUUUAAUGUUCAUUGAUAAGAGUAUGCAAUGAUUCUAGACUUGUAUGCUACUCUGAUAAUUUUAUUUUGCCACAAAGAUAAAGAGAGUAAGUAAGUUUUCUGUA
Cynara cardunculus var. scolymus (artichoke) is the source of this 4363-nucleotide messenger RNA. RefSeq names its product phospholipid-transporting ATPase 1-like. The record is from RefSeq and is a predicted model, not a curated record. Gene Ontology annotation, cellular component: plasma membrane. Gene Ontology annotation, molecular function: ATP hydrolysis activity; ATP binding; ATPase-coupled intramembrane lipid carrier activity. The transcript has 7 exons. NCBI's taxonomy places the organism in Eukaryota, Viridiplantae, Streptophyta, Magnoliopsida, Asterales, Asteraceae. Gene Ontology annotation, biological process: phospholipid translocation. Bases 559 to 4152 code for a protein of 1197 amino acids.